Messenger RNA from Ictalurus furcatus (blue catfish), 1636 nucleotides. It is a transcript of the gene dtymk, whose product is annotated as deoxythymidylate kinase (thymidylate kinase). The transcript is spliced from 6 exons. The coding region runs from base 406 to 1044 and encodes 212 amino acids. Lineage: Eukaryota; Metazoa; Chordata; Actinopteri; Siluriformes; Ictaluridae. Gene Ontology annotation, molecular function: ATP binding; dTMP kinase activity. Gene Ontology annotation, cellular component: mitochondrion; cytoplasm; cytosol. The record is from RefSeq and is a predicted model, not a curated record. Gene Ontology annotation, biological process: dTTP biosynthetic process; dUDP biosynthetic process; dTDP biosynthetic process.
UGGUGUGGGGAAUAUGUCUUCUUUGUAUAAUUUAGGCCCAUUAAUACCAAUCGAUCCUCGUUUGAACGUUUGAUCCUCGUAUGUGAGUACUGAUGCUGACUAUGUGCAAAAAUGGCAAGAAAUGUGGGACAAGGAAACGAAGGGAUGACACCAAUAGGUGAACUAGCUACUAGAAAAUUAGCUAUUAAAGAAAUUGAGAGCUAUAGGUUUAGUCGACUUUACUUUACCACACCAAUAUCUACUUAAACCCAAUUUACAGCGUACUUCAGUCCAGCCGGUGGCAGUAAUGCACCUUAAAGUCGUACUGAAGAAGAAAAAGAAGCGGGAACUGAGUUCGAGCGGUAACAACGAGCGGUCGCGUUUAUAACAUUUUAUAAAGCGUUUUAUAAAGCGUUUUAGAAAGCGAUGUCGUGUAGAAGAGGGUCUUUAAUCGUGCUGGAGGGAGUGGACAAGGCUGGAAAAACCACACAGUGUAAGAAGCUAGUUCGUGCUCUGCAGCAGAGUGGGAGACCCGCGGAGAUGAUGAGGUUUCCUGACAGAACAACACAGAUUGGGCAGCUGAUCAGUUCAUACCUGGAGAAAAAGAACAACCUGGAGGACCACACCGUACACCUGCUCUUUUCUGCAAACCGCUGGGAGUUGGUGCCUCUAAUGAAGAAGAAGCUGGAGCAGGGAAUCACCCUGGUGGUGGAUCGCUAUGCUUUUUCUGGAGUGGCUUUCACCAGCGCCAAACCUGACUUCUCUCUGGAGUGGUGUAAGCAUCCUGAUGUGGGUCUGCCAAAGCCAGACCUUGUGAUGUUCCUGCAGCUGAACCCCAGCGUAGCAGCUGAACGUGGAGAGUUUGGAACGGAGCGAUACGAGACCGGCACUUUUCAGCGUACAGUGCAACAGAGGUUCGAACAACUUAUGAAGGACCCGUCAGUUAACUGGAAGGUGAUUGAUGCAGCCAGAAGCAUAGACGUAGUACACAGUGAUAUUAAAGUGCUGUGUGAGAACACAAUCAAUAUGUCUGAGAAUCUGCCAGUUGGAGAACUCUGGAAAUGAACAGGUCACGGGGAAACCUGGAGCCUAUCCCAGGGAGCAUCGGGCACAAGGCGGGGUACACCCUGGACAGGGUGCCAGUCAAUCGCAGGGGAUGUCUAAUACCUUGCUAGUGAAAUGUGAUUUCCUCACACAGGCUUUGAUCAAGUUGUUGGAUAGCUAAGCAAAAUAGAUACAAGCUGAAUUGAUUCAGUUUGUAAUCAGAUAUUGGCGCUCACAUUACUAUGAUGCUCCUGCACUAGAGUCGAAAUAAAGUAUUUAAAAUGUCAUUUUUCUCCCUUUUAGAAAGUUUUUUUCAACUAUAUAUAAAAGUACUUGCACAGAUUGUUUGUUUAUGCCUGAUGAAGGUCAUGGGACUGAAACGUUGUGAAUAAAGCUAUUCUGAUACGUGUGCAAGUACUGUUAGUGUGCGGGAUUUUUUUAGUUUUUGAUUUUUGACUUGGUUUUUGGUCUUUUCCUAUGCACCUAUCUAAUCACCUGCAAGUGUGUGAGGAUAAUUGUUGACUGAAUACUAAUAUAUAUACACAUUUUAUAUAUAUAAUAGGAAAUGUCACCAGGUGAAGGGUAGACAACUGGGAUUGAGUUACUCACGACA